AUGCCCAAAACAGGAAAAAAAAUUUGUGGGUUGUGCGGAAGAAAAGUUAUCUUCGGGAAAUCAAGUGCUACGAAAUUCCGUAUUACCGAAAAACUGCAACAGUUGAUAAAACAAUUUGCAAACAAAAGUUUUGAUAUGUUUGAUCCUCGAUUCCCAUCAAGUUUAUGUGGUACAUGUCGUAUUACUCUUUGCGAACAUGAAAAGGGCAAUUUUAAACGACAGUUGCCAAAGAUGCUAAAUUUUCACGACAUACGACUACCAAAAUCGACGAGAACAAGAAACGACGAAUGCAACUGUUACAUCUGUUUGACUGGACGCUUCAUAGGGCAUGAGGAAGUCGAAAAAGGACGGGGACAUACCAAAAACAUAGAAAGAACAAUUAUUGACGAAAGCAAUGGUCUUUUCGGAUCGUCAAGCCAACAACAACUCCCAGUACUGACAUCAAUUCGGAAUCAGAAAGCUAAUGAGAAAUGCUCCAAGCUUUGUAUUUGCACGUUCUGUUUUCAUGAAAUUGGUAAAGGCAAGAGACACUCAUGUACGCUAAAUGAUGCUCGAAUAAAUGUAAUGGGAGUUAUUGAACGGCUACCAGAAAAACAACAACAGCAGGUAGUUACUGGUACCCUUAAAAAAUUUAGUGAUAAUAAACCAGGACAUAAUUAUCAAAAUGUAAGCCUAAAAUUAGCCACUGGAGGUUCAACAACGAGGGUUGUUUUAAAUCCAAAGGCUAGUAAGAACGUCCUAUUUUCCUCGGAACAUCUAGAUAAUUACCAAGUGAAUUCUGGGGCCUCAUCGCACCAAAUGAAAAAGUUCACAAACUUUUUAAGAUGCCAGGCCGGGAAAAACUCUGUACCCCCUCACUACAGCCAACACCUUAGCGAAAUGUCAAAAAGCUUGACACUCUUUUAUAAGACCAGUAUAAAAGAAUUCGAUAUGGAGGGGCUACUAGCGGCAGUUUUGGAGAAAAGGGAGCAAAUAGGCGUUCCAACGGUUAAAGUAAUGGCGGACGGAGGUCAAGGUUUUUUUAAAAUAUGUAUAACUAUUCUCCCAGAGAACUAUUCACCCGAUUUGGACAGAGGCUUAGAAAAUACUGAAUUAAUUCAAGAGGACGGGGAAGGAAAUGAUCAAGGGGAAAUCAAAAGUCAAAGAAGUCUCUAUGUUAAUGGAGGGUCCAUCGGAAAGAAAGGAAAAUUGACAAGUGUAAAUCGACUUAUAAUGCUUUGCAUUGUACCUCAAGUAAAAGAAACUUAUGAAAAUGUUCAGUUAAUGUUCAGAUUAACAAAUCUUAAUGCAAUCUCUUUUAAAUUUGUCUCCGAUUUUAAACUAAUACUCUUAAUCAAUGGCCAGCAAACGGCUACCGCUACUUAUCCGUGCCCAUAUUGUUUCAUUACCUUAAACGAUUUGCGCUAUGAUAUGACAGUCAAAGAGACAUAUGGAGAUUUAAAAAGAAGUUACGCUAAAUUUUGUUUUGAAGGGAAAAACAAAAAGCUUGCGAAGGAAUGUCACAGCACGAUAAACCUUCCCCUUUUUGAAGAAGCUGAUGAUAUGUAUGUCAUCGAAAAGUGUAUCAUACCAGAACUCCACCUACUCCAAGGAUUCGUGAAUCAUUUAUUUUGGGAUGGCCUUGUGCCUCUACUUGGACGUGAUAGAGCCUUGCUGUGGCCUAAAAAACUAAGCUUAAUCGCGAAAAAUUAUCACGGUGAUAUCUUCGAAGGGAAUGCCUGUAGAAAACUUUUGAAGAAAAGCGACAUACUUACUGAUCCAGAAAUUAUUAAGAAUGUAGGAGUACUAAGCGUGAUUCCUUUUAUAUCUUCAUUUAAAAUCAUGAACAAAAUUGUUGAAAAAUGUUUCAUGACUGGGAAGGUUGCUUCAGGGUAUGAUUAUGAAGCAGAUAUAAAUAUGUUAGCGAAGUGUUUCAAAGCAACAGGCGUAUCUGAAACUCUAAAAAUUCAUGUGAUCAUCCAUCACCUUCAAGACUCAAUAAAUUUUCUGAAAAAUAAUGGACUAGGUCUUUGGUCAGAACAGGCUGGUGAAUCUGUUCACAGAAAUUUCCUUAUAUACUGGAAUAGAUAUAAAAUAAACCGUUUAGACGAUCCUAGAUACAUAGUUAAUUUAAAAAAAGCUGUAGUUGAAUUUUCAUCACAUCAUUUGUAA
Molecule: messenger RNA, 2151 nt
Organism: Brassicogethes aeneus
Lineage: Eukaryota; Metazoa; Arthropoda; Insecta; Coleoptera; Nitidulidae
Source: the annotation of a GenBank genome assembly